Messenger RNA from Anguilla rostrata (American eel), 5253 nucleotides. It is a transcript of the gene znf281b, whose product is annotated as zinc finger protein 281b. Lineage: Eukaryota; Metazoa; Chordata; Actinopteri; Anguilliformes; Anguillidae. Bases 290 to 2698 code for a protein of 802 amino acids. The record is from RefSeq and is a predicted model, not a curated record. Gene Ontology annotation, molecular function: RNA polymerase II cis-regulatory region sequence-specific DNA binding; DNA-binding transcription factor activity, RNA polymerase II-specific. Gene Ontology annotation, biological process: regulation of transcription by RNA polymerase II. The transcript is spliced from 7 exons.
GAGGUUCCCACAGCCAUCUGUCCCCGACUGCAGUUCAUUGUCGGCCACUGCUCCCCUGGCCUAGAUCAUAGCACUCGUCUGUCUCCUCUCAGGACCCGUCCGCCGAACCCAUAAUUCCCCGCGCCGAGACAAGAUGGAGGAGAAUAGCAGCUGCAGGAGAACAAUGUUUGGGCUAUAAAGACUCAACGGAAAGAGUAAGAGGAAAAAAUAUAAAGAGAGCUAGCUAGCAGCGGUCAUGUUCUGGACGUUUCCCGUUGGCCCCAGUUAGUUUUCCUGCCCGAAGAUCACCAUGAGUAUUAUUCAAGAUAAGCUAGGCAACGAGUUCCUGCGCAACGGCGGCAUGGAGCCCAACUUCGCGCCGGGCAUGAUCAUGUUCAGCCACCUGCCGCCCGUCACCAGCUUCACGCGCAUCGCCGCCCAGUCCGUCAUGCAGGACCUGCCCCUGCCGCACGAGGUGGUCCUCAAGAAGGAGCGCGACUCGCCCGACCACGCCGGCAACUUCGUCCACGCCAUGGGCAUCAAGCAGGAGAAGGUGACGGAGCACGACUACCGCAUGCCCCUGUACGGGGGCGGGCCGGGCAAGAGCACGGAUCUGCUGGAGAUGUCGCUCGGCAACCACCAGAGCCUCCUGGUGCACGACCUCAGCCUGAGCAAUCUUUCCGGCAGGUUGGUGAAAGAGCCGAAGGAGACCUCGGGGCGACGAGGGCGGAGAUCGAAUGGUGACGGACAGGAGGGGAAGCCCAGAAGGAAGCGUGGGGAGUCCUCAAAGUCCCUGAUGCUGGACGGCGACGCAGGGAACCUUUCUCCCAGCUCCAAGCCGCACAUCUGCGAGCACUGCAACGCAGCCUUCCGCAGCUCCUACCACCUGCGCAGACACGUGCUCAUCCACACAGAUGGCACAGGUGAGAGGCCUUUCAGGUGCAGUCAGUGUAACAUGAGCUUCAUCCAGAAGUACCUUCUGCAACGGCAUGAGAAGAUCCACAGCGGGGAGAAGCCCUUCAGCUGUGACCAGUGUAACAUGCGGUUCAUUCAGAAGUACCAUAUGGAGAGGCACAAGAGGACCCACAGUGGAGAAAAGCCAUACAAAUGUGACACCUGCCAACAGUAUUUUUCCAGGACAGACCGAUUACUGAAGCACAAAAGAACCUGUGGAGAAGCCAUAAAGAAAGGACUGGAUCCGGGGAUGUUGGACCAGGGCGGAGAGAUGGGACAGGGCAGCUACGCAAUCACUCAGGGAAACGCGAAUGCUUCCGGGCGCAAGAGGGGCAAGUCCAAAAACGCGGGCGAGGGCGGCGAGCGCAAGAAGAAGAAGGCCGCGGAGGCGACGAUGGCGGGUGGCCUGAGCCUGCAGGACUACGCGGUGGACAUGCCUUCCGCCUCGUCCAACAGCGGCCUCCCCUGCCCCGGCAUGCACGUCCAGCAGGGCCGCGCCCCCAAGCUCGUGUUCAAGAAGGCCGGCCGCAAGGGCGACAAGGGCGCCCUCUCCCUCGGCGACGGCCCCGGCGGCCUCCACGGGCAGAAGAUGCUGCAGCAGAAGGCCAGUUCCCUGGACCUGGUUGGAGGACCGGGCAUGGACAACAUGGGGCUGCUGCAGGGCCCCGGGGCCAAGCAGGGUCCCACCAGCAGCAACUACGACGACGCCAUGCAGUUCCUGAAGAAGCGGCGGUACCUGCACGCGGUCAACAGCGGCGGCGACUACGGGGCCCCCGCGGUGCACAUGCCCCCGCAGCAGACGGUCAUCCAGGGCGUGAUGGACAGCGAGGCGUCCCUCGGCCUGCUGGACUCCUCGCCCCUGGGGGUGGAGAUCAAGCACGACAAGUCGGGCAUCCCCGACGAGGUGCUGCAGAGCCUGCUGGACCACUACUCCCAGAAGCCCGACGGCUCGCACGACGUGCCCUUCGACCUCGCCGACCAGCACGUGGACCUCCACCCGCCCUCCGGAACGCCCGAGCUGGGCCCGGACGAGGACUCGCCCAGCUCCUCGGGCGACAAGGCGGUCAUCAUGAACGAGUACUCCAAGUUCCUCCUGCAGGCGCUGGAGCGCACCAGUCACAGCAGCGCCUUCCCGCUGGGCCCCAGCGGGCCCUUCCCCAGCCUCGUCUCCAGCAGCUCCCACCCCGGCGGCUCGCUCUUCUCCGACAAGCAGAUCUACACUACGUCCCCCCUGGAGUGCGGCUUCAGCCAAUCCGUUACCUCAGCCCUGCCCAACUCCUUGCCAAAGUCCCACUUCGGGAUGCUGGUGGGCUCCUCCCAGCCCGGAUUCCACCUGAGCAGCCUGGAGCCCACCCACCAGCAGCUGACGCCCUCUCAGGAGCUCACCGACCAGAUCGAGAAGCAGCACUCCCCCGCCUACCAGAUGGCGCCCCAGGAGUUGGCCGGCCAGAAGGACCGUCAGCCCAAAAGCAGCGGCGCCUCCAGCUACCAGCUGUCCCCGCAGGACCUGGCCCAGCUGGACCCCUCCAAGGUCGUGGACAUCCGCUCUCCCUACCAGAUCGAGAACUUCGCCCAGGCCUUCGGGUCCCAGUUCAAGUCGGGCGGUCGAGUUCCCCUGGCGUACAGCACUGACUCUAGUGGAGAGGUUGACCACAGAAUAAGGACUCCAGUGUCAGAAUUCUCAGGGUAUACAAGUUUGUUAGCUGAUGUCAGUGAGCCAGUUAGUACAGGAUCCAAGACCCCGACAAGCCAAAGUUACAGGUGAGGUAAGAGGUUGCGGACCUGGUUGGAAGUUUUUUCCCCUACCCCCCCCCCCCCCUUGUCUUCGUUGUUUCCUCAUGUAUUAUUAUUCUUAUGUUUUUUUAAAGCAAGGUUAACUUUUAAUUAUUACACUGCCGUUUAAUGUUUAUACAAUACCCUACCAAGAGAAGUCUUCACAGACUUUUUCAAAUGCAAUUUUUUUUAGUUUAAAAAAAAAAAAAUCUGUAUUUAGUCGGUUUUAUUUGUAUUAGGGUAGUAUUAGGUCUGAUCGAAAAGUCAUUUUAAGUGAAAAUAGAGGGUAGCUAAGGACUGGCUUGAUUAUUUUUCAAUGAACCUUCAUGUUUUAGCAAUCAGCAUUAAAAUUGUAAGAUAUUAAUAACGUUAAUUAAUAAUGAAGAUAAUGGCAGGGAAUAGCCCAGAUUUAAAAUAGCAAAAAAUAGAUAUUGUCUGUUACAAGAAUUGAAAGUAUUACUCAGGAAAAAAAGUGUAAUAUGGAGAAUUUUAUUAUGAGAUGCGGCAAGCACUCAUUUUAGAGGUGUAAGUUUGCAAUUACAAAGAAGAUGCUUUGAUUAUUCCUUUACAAAUGAGUGCAACAAAUUAUGAAUCUGCUGCCUGUUGGGUUACACUGAUAACACUUUCCAUUUAGCUAUAUAGAGAUUAUGGUACUUUUCUGUCAAUGUGAAACACUCACAUUUCUUACAAGGGCCAUAGAUAUUUAUAAGUGUAUGUAAGACAUUGAAUUGUUCUGGGGGACUGCAAGGUGAGAGAGGAGGGGGGGCAGGAACGUGGGGGUCCUUUUGUCUUUGAAGAGUCGAGCAACGGCGUGGCUGCCAGGUCGGUUAGAGACGCAUGCAAUGGUGUGGUUUGCGGAGAUACGAUCCCCCCCCCCCCCCCACACUUCCCGGGUGCACUCAGACCACUGGCGCACACGCACGUGCACGGACGCAGUCGCCCAGCCAUCGGUAGGCCCCCUUCGGUGGAAAAUGUUACAUUUCAGCAGCAGCUUAGGGGUGACCGGUCAGUUACACACACACACACACACACAGCAGGGUAGAAACCCCGCCCAGUGGGUGGAGAGUAAGGCACCGCUCACUGAUGGCUGAAUUUUUAUUUUCUCCUCCCUCUUUUUCGUUUCCUUAAUGAAUCCGGUGAGCACUUUUUUGCCAUGUAUGUUAAAUAUACAACCCAGUCAGAUUGUGGACAGCUCAGAAUAGAAAAGUGAUGCGAUUUUUAAAGCGAGCCAUUGUUUUAAGGUGAUGUUUUGGCCAGCGGCUGUGUGGGGUGGGAGGUGUCGGGUGGGAGGUCGGGGCGUGGGGGGGUGGGGGCAUGGGCUUUAUCAAAGGGGGGGGGGGGGGGGUGUUAUCUUUCAUGGUUUGGGAUGGCUAAGGUCAAGGGGUUUGCUGGAGCACUGCUGCUGUUAUCACGUGGAUGUUAUCAGACAUGCAGAAGAACUUAGAAUAGAGGAUGAGGACCUCUAUUAAGUAUUAAACCAGCUCUAACAGGAAGACGAGACAUUAAAAAUUCAGACUCCUAAAUGACACACCGGUGCCAGCUUUUGUAAUUCACAUCCUACCUCCGAGCAGGCCAACCGAUAGUUUACUCCCCAACGUAUGCAAAAAGUGUACAUUUCCUUUUUUUAAGUUGCUGUUAUCAAGAGACAAGAUGAAUAUAGGCCACUUAAUGUGAAGAACUGGACCUAAACAACUGGACCUAUUUAUGCUUCAGAGAGGAAAGAGAGGUGAGCAUGAGUAUUAUUUGUCUGCAGUCCUGUAGCAAGUCAAAAUAAACAGUGAUUGCUUUGUCUUCCAGUGCUAUUGGUUCAGUGUCCCUGAAAUACAGCAGCAAAUUUUUUAAAUGAAUUUUUCCUUUGCUCCCUGUGUAAAUUUGUUCCCUCCAUCCCCUUUGUAUGAGACUGCAAAGCUGUAAGAUGAUGAGGAACAAUGACUGACCACUCAAACCAUGCGCUACGUUUUUUAAAUAAAGAAUAAUAAUUAGGAUUGACCUUUAUAUACCUCAUAUCACUGUUUAAGCAUAACCAGGGACACGUGUUCAUGUAUGUAGCGGAAUUACUGUAGUAUGUAUUAAACAUAUUGUAUAACCAUAUUACAUCUUUUUAUGUAAACAGUGUUUACAAUAAUGGAAAGAGAUGAAUUUGUUAAACUUUUUUUUUUUUUUUAGCUCUGUAAAGCAUUUAUGCCAAGCAGUGUUGCAGUCUGUAAUUAUCACAUAGAAUUUCCUUGUUCAUGUUUUUUUGUUACUUGCCAUAAUGUGUUUUAAUAUGAUCUAGACAGUUAUUGUUUACAAAAUUGUACAAAAAACACUAAAAAUGUGUAUUUUUGAUCUUUUUUUCUCUCUCAAAUAUGCAUGAUAUGAAAGGGUUUGUACAACUUUUUUUUUUGAUGAUUACCACAACACCAAAUUUGUAGCAGAUAUUUUGUUUCUCUUAUUUUUGUCAUUUGCUUAUUUUGUUCUAGUUCUUGUGACAUGAUUUGCAGGGCUGUACCUGUUAAAUGAGUUUAUAAAUGAUUAGAAAAGAAAACAAUAAAAAAUCUGUUAUCA